Molecule: messenger RNA, 1756 nt
Organism: Punica granatum (pomegranate)
Lineage: Eukaryota; Viridiplantae; Streptophyta; Magnoliopsida; Myrtales; Lythraceae
Source: RefSeq, a predicted model, not a curated record
UGACUCCUUGGACGGUAAUUAUCGAUUCAAAUUAAUGAUCACUUAGGCUAUCGCGUCGCGGUGUGGACCACUCGAGUUGGGAGUAUGCGGGAAAAAAGGUAUUGAAAUAAACUACAAUUAGGCAUUGGUCACUCAUUUUGCCACCUCACCUCCACAAUUACUCCCCCCACCCAAUUUCCUUCGCUCUCCUCCUCCGCCAUAGACUGCAAAAUCUUGGAAAACAGUUUUCCAGGAAAACAAAACCGGCAACGAGGUGGUCUCCACGACCGAGGGGAUUUUGGCUAUCUUGGUUGUUCCUCGGACAUGUCGGGCGUUCUUCUUUGGGUGGUGUGCCCCAAAGGGAAUGCCGCCGCAGCUUCAUUGCUCGGGCUCGGGGGCGGGAAGCUCGGGAGGCAGCAGAGGCCGGGAAGGGUAAGGGUAGCGGCGAUGUCGAGCGCGGUGGCGAACCCGGUGGCGAGGACGUCGGAGGAGAGGGUGUACGAGGUGGUGCUGAAGCAGGCGGCGCUGGUGAGGGAGCAGAGGAAGGAGAGGGAGAAGGCGGCGGGGACGGACGGUCUCUCCAACUGGGAUCUGCUCAACGAGGCCUACGACCGCUGCGGCGAGGUCUGUGCUGAGUAUGCCAAGACCUUCUACUUGGGUACCUUGCUCAUGACACCGGAGAGAAGAAGGGCUGUCUGGGCAAUCUAUGUGUGGUGCAGAAGGACGGAUGAGCUCGUGGACGGUCCCAACGCUUCACACAUAACCCCUAAAGCCCUCGACCGGUGGGAGCAGAGGCUGAACGACCUCUUCGAGGGUCGCCCUUACGAUAUGUACGAUGCUGCUCUUGCCCACACCGUGUCAAAGUACCCCGUAGACAUACAGCCUUUCAAGGACAUGAUUGAGGGGAUGAGGCUGGACCUGAAGAAGUCGAGAUACAAGAACUUCGACGAGCUGUAUCUUUACUGUUACUAUGUGGCUGGGACCGUGGGCCUAAUGAGCGUUCCUGUCAUGGGGAUCGCACCCGAAUCAAAGGCCUCAACAGAAAGCGUCUACAAUGCCGCAUUAGCCCUCGGGAUCGCGAACCAACUCACUAACAUACUCAGGGAUGUUGGUGAAGAUGCGAGGAGGGGAAGAAUAUAUCUCCCGCAGGACGAGCUGGUACAGGCGGGACUGUCGGAUGAGGACAUAUUCCGGGGGCAGGUGACGGACAAGUGGCGGAGUUUCAUGAAGGAUCAGAUAAAGCGGGCGAGGAUGUUCUUCGACGAGGCCGAGAAGGGCGUGGUGGAGCUGAAUGCCGCCAGCCGGUGGCCUGUCUGGGCCUCCCUGUUGCUUUACAAGCAGAUCCUCGACGCCAUUGAAGCCAAUGACUACAACAACUUCACAAGGAGGGCAUAUGUCGGCAAAACCAAGAAGCUCGUCUCCCUUCCCAUCGCCUACGGGAGAGCUCUCGUGGGGCCUACAUCUACUAAAGUGGCUGAGCUGACGAGAAUUUGAUCACCGGCACGGCAAAUUCUUUAGGAUAGUUUGCUCUUGCCCACUCUUGUAUGAUCAAGUCUAAUGGAAGCACACAAAACCUCAAAACAUCAAAAGCUCUGUAAAUGCCCCCCUUCUUCUUUUUAUUUUCUUUUUUCUUUUUCCUAAUUUUUUCCUCACUUUCAAUAGAAGUUUAGUCAAAUAUCAUUAGGAGACUCAAGGAUGUGUAGCUUCAUAAGGUUGAGACAAAUGUAAUUCUUAUAUUAGUUUUCAUUAAAUAAAGCAAAAUUCUUAUUAUGUCUCA